UGCGGUUUCCUUAUCAUUAAGGGAUUAAGGGCGGUUAUUAGGACAAGCCAGAGAUUAGAUGUGAGGUGGCAGAGCCUGAUUGAAACUUUGCUCCAAAAAGUGCCGUCACCGCUGUCCUGUGAGCCCCCGGCACGGCCCUGCCCCGAGCGGCCGGAGCGGGGGAGCUGCGCUCCGCCCCGGGGCGGACCCGGCGCGGGCGGGGAGCUGCUCACACCCUGCAUCGCACGCAGCGAAACGAGAGCGGGCGGCGGCGGCAGCAGCAGCAGAAGCAGCGGUGGCAGGAUGGGGCUGGAGCUGUACCUGGACCUGCUCUCGCAGCCCUGCCGGGCGCUCUACAUCUUCGCCCGGAGCAACAACAUCCCCUUCGAGUUCAAGCGGGUGCAGCUGAUGAAGGGGCAGCACAGGACGGAGGAGUUCCGGAAGGUGAAUGUCCUGAUGAAGGUGCCUGCACUAAGGGAUGGUUCUUUCACCUUAGCAGAGAGCAUUGCAAUCCUCCUGUACCUCGCCCAGAAAUUCAAGACUCCUGAUCACUGGUACCCAUCUGACCUGCAGAAAAGGGCGAGGGUUGAUGAGUACCUGUCAUGGCAGCACGCCAACAUCCGUGCGAAGGGGAGCAAGGUGUUCUUAUCGAAGGUGCUGCUGCCUAUCCUCACAGGCCAGCCACUUUCUGCAGAGAAACUGGAAUUUCUUAUUGAGGACCUCAAUGUUGUCCUAAAGCAGUUUGAAGAAAAGUUCUUGCAGGACAAGCCCUUCAUCGCAGGCAGCGAGAUCUCCCUGGCAGACCUCGUGGCACUGGUGGAGCUCAUGCAGCCUGUAGGUGCUGGCUACAACCUCUUUGAGGAGAGGCCAAAGUUGGCGGAGUGGCGCAGGCGGGUGGAAGAAGCUGUGGGGAAGGAGCUCUUCCAGGAAGCCCAUGAAGGGAUCAUGAACAUUAAGAACUUAACCGCUGAUCAGUUUGCACCUGAACUGCUGGAGAGUUUCAAGCAGCAGCUCCUAAAGCAGAGAGCAAACUUCCUACCAGCACAAUAAAUGUCUCCCACAGCUUCUGCACAAGUAGAAUCAGAGCAGAGAAAUUAUCAAAACCAAGAGCCUAUUCUGCAGAGUGCUAACCUCGACAAACCUCAGACCAGGCUUGGGAGCAGAGCCUUUCCUGACACACAUCUCCCUGCAGAAUCUCCAGACAGGGCUGCUCUGCACGCAAACCAUUGCAUGAGUCAAGGUAAAUAAAGUGUCUUUCUUUUCAUUUUCUAAUUUAUGAUACUUGUAGCACAAGAGCUCCAUGUAAGAGUCUUGAGGCAAUUUUCUGCUUGUUGGAAUAAAGCACAAGUUCCUUAAAUGUCACCCAUUGUGUGCUCCUGCAAGGACGGCUGCCUUCAAAACCAAGCCUGAACUGCGUUCAGAGCUGGCUCUCUGGUGCUCCUCCACUGGUGUGUCACAAAGGAUAAGCACACUUGCCUCACUCCAGCCUGGUCAUGGUGACAGAAGAGAUUUUAAAUUGUUUUACCCCUAGUCUCU
This is a messenger RNA of Pipra filicauda (Wire-tailed manakin), 1515 nucleotides long. RefSeq names its product glutathione S-transferase theta-1-like. Gene Ontology annotation, biological process: glutathione metabolic process. Bases 283 to 1029 code for a protein of 248 amino acids. Gene Ontology annotation, molecular function: glutathione transferase activity. Gene Ontology annotation, cellular component: cytoplasm. The record is from RefSeq and is a predicted model, not a curated record. Lineage: Eukaryota; Metazoa; Chordata; Aves; Passeriformes; Pipridae. The transcript is spliced from 6 exons.